AUGGCAGGAAAAAUUUAUAUUAACACUAACAUUAUCCAUGGAUUGCUUUUGUUAUCAAUUUUGAGGUUUUGUCAAAUGGAAGGCAACCUAAACAAUCAACAAUGCGUUAAUUAUGAUGAGAAGUGUAUCCUUCAAAGUCUACAGCCAUGUUGUAACGAAAGUUUAUCAUGUAACUAUAAAUCGUCACAAAACAGCUAUACUUGUGGACCAAAAAGAAAAUUGAGCAGCCAAUGCAAAGUUGACGAAGAUUGCGGUACAAUAGUUCACGCGAAAUGUUCAUCAGAAUCAAAAUGCGUGUGCAGAGAAAAAAACAUUGAGUUUAAUGAAACAUCCUGUAUGCCUUUGUUGGGCGGAUUUUGUUGGAAGAAUGAAACAUGCGCGACUGAUAAUGCAAUUUGUGUUAAUAGUCAGUGUCAAUGCAGAGAUUACUACAAAGAAAACGGCAAAUUUUGUUUUCCAAGUGCUUGCACCUGUCAACCAAAUACUUUCCCUGUGGAAGACGCUUGUGUGCCUCAAUUGGACGUACACUGUAACCUGGAUACCGAUUGCAGAGUCAAGAACUCCAAGUGCAUAUACAAUACGUGCCAAUGCAAGGAAAAUUUUAUCUUUAGGUCCUCAGAAUGCGUACCAAAACAUUUAUUCGAAUCCUGUGAAAACGACGCAGAUUGCGAUCUAAUAUCCCUCGCAACGUGCUCGAUAGAAAAAAAAUGUGAAUGUAAGCAGAACUUUAUUGCGAUUGAUCAUGGAACAUGUAAGCCGCUACUGGGAGAAGCUUGUGCUGAUGAUGAGGAUUGCCAGGCUUUGAAUUCCGAGUGCGAUGAUAAUAAGUGUGUGUGUCGGGAAGACUACAUGCAGGAAUCAAUCAACUCGUGUAUACCAACACAUCUAGGCCAGUUUUGCCGAGAAGAUAAUAAUUGCAACCAAAUAAAGAACGCGGAGUGCUAUAAUCGGGAGUGUGCUUGCAAAUCAGGUUAUGUUAAUACUGAUUCGAUGACUUGUUUACUUUCGCUGGGGCGUCAAUGCACCAAAUUUUCAGAUUGUGCUCCUAAUAAUGCUAUCUGUUACGGUGGAAUAUGUGAAUGUGAUGAAUACUUCAUUAGUAAAUCUGAUGACAAAUGUUUGCCAACGCUUCUGCAGAAAAAAUGCCGGUAUCUUGAUGACUGUCGCAAUAUACAGUUUUCGUUUUGUGCACAAAAUAAUCUAUGUGCUUGCUCGUUCAAUUAUGUGGCUGUUAAUGGGACCGAGUGUAAGCCUCUUCUCAGAGGAGAGUGUAACAACACUACACUUUUAGGGGAAGUUUGCCAAGAAAAUGGAGACUGUUUUGUCACAAAUUCAAUUUGUAUUGAUAAGAAAUGUCAAUGCAAGCCGAAUUGUUUACAAUCCUCGAAUUCUAGAUGUGACCUAAUUGUGUUAGGACGAUCAUGUACAAAGCACGAUCAAUGCAAUGUGACACGAAAUUCAAUAUGCGUAUCAAAUGUAUGUAUCUGCCGUAGCAACCAUUUUGCAUACAAUGAAAUUUUCUGUAUACCUGUUCUGGACCAAGUUUGCUCGAAAAACAGUCAAUGUUCUGGUGAUUUCUUCCAUUGUUCGAAUAACAAGUGUCAAUGCAGACCUGGAUUCACUGCCGUAUCUGUUGAUAAAUGUGUAAGAACUAUUAGUCUGUUCUCGUGCCGUGACGAGACGGAGUGCAGCGACAUCUGGCACUCGACAUGCUCAACAGAAAAGUGUGUAUGCAAAAGUAACAAUAUUGCAGUCGGCAACUCAACAUGUCUUCCUAUUUUGCGCGGAUAUUGUUGGAGAGAUGAUCAAUGCAAAGCUGACAACUCGGCUUGCAUUAACUAUUGGUGUGAAUGUAAGCCUGGUUUUGUAGAAGUUGCAAUGAAUUCUUGCGCACCUAUUAUUUUAUUAUAA
Cotesia congregata is the source of this 1911-nucleotide messenger RNA. Lineage: Eukaryota; Metazoa; Arthropoda; Insecta; Hymenoptera; Braconidae. The record is from the annotation of a GenBank genome assembly.